GUCGCUGAGUGUCGCUGUGAGCAGAAGUGCACAGUUUUUAAAGCCCUUGCGGUGUCUCCUUCUCCUUUUUCGCUGCUCGGACGUGCGUUUCCUCCCCCUCUCUCCGUUCGGCUGUUUCGUUUUCCCUGGUUCCUGCCAUUACUCCCGGAGCUCUAGUUUCAUCUUGUCCAGCGAUGGCUCUGCUCAAGUCCGUCAGAUUCUUGUGUCCCACAGGAAUGUGGGGUGUGGGCUCGCACUGCCCACCCGUGGGCCUCCGAGUCCUUCCCAGCCGAGCCAGCUCAUGGUGGACUGAAGUGCAGAUGGGUCCCCCUGACCCUAUCCUUGGUGUCACAGAGGCUUACAAACGUGACACAAACCCCAAGAAAAUGAAUCUGGGUGUCGGUGCAUACCGUAAUGACCAGGGAAAGCCCUAUGUGCUCAGCUGUGUCCGCAAGGCUGAAGCUCUGAUUGCUAGCAGGAACCUGGACAAGGAGUACCUUCCCAUCGGAGGGCUGGCAGAAUUCAACAAAGCCUGUGCAGAGCUAGCACUGGGACCCAGCAACGAGGUGCUCAAGAGCGGCAGGAGCAUCACAGUCCAGACUAUCUCAGGAACUGGGUCACUGAGAGUUGGGGCAAACUUUCUGUCCCGUUUCCAUACUGUGGCCCGAGAUGUAUUCCUGCCUAAGCCCUCCUGGGGGAACCACACCCCCAUCUUCAGGGAUGCAGGUUUCCAACUGAAGGGCUACUGCUACUAUGACCCCAAGACCUGUGGGUUUGACUUCAGGGGAGCUCUGGAUGACAUUUUGAAAAUCCCUGAGAAGAGCAUCAUUGUGCUGCAUGCUUGUGCCCACAAUCCCACAGGAGUGGACCCCAGACAGGAGCAGUGGAGGGAGAUUUCAGAGGUGAUCAAGAAAAGGAACCUGCUAGUUUUCUUCGACAUGGCCUACCAGGGCUUCGCCAGCGGAGACAUCGACAAUGAUGCCUGGGCCGUACGCUACUUCAUUGAGCAGGGCCACAACAUUGUUCUGUCGCAGUCUUUUGCCAAGAACAUGGGUCUUUAUGGUGAGCGCGUGGGGGGCUUUACAGUGGUGUGCAAGGAUACUGAGGAGGCCAAGCGUGUGGAAUCGCAGCUGAAGAUCCUGAUUAGGCCUAUCUACUCUAACCCCCCCAUCAAUGGCGCCCGCAUUGCUGCCACUAUUCUCAACACACCAGACCUGCGCAAGGAGUGGCUUGAGGAAGUUAAUGGCAUGGCCAGUCGGAUCAUCAGGAUGAGGGAACAGCUGGUGGCCAACCUGAAGAAGGAGGGCUCCACCCAUAACUGGCAGCAUGUCACUGACCAGAUCGGCAUGUUCUGCUUCACAGGGCUCAAACCAGAGCAGGUGGAGCGUCUGACUAAGGAAUUCUCCAUCUACAUGACGAAGGAUGGCCGCAUCUCUGUGGCUGGGGUCACCUCGGGCAAUGUGGCCUACCUGGCACAAGCCAUUCAUGCCGUCACCAAGUAACAUGGGUGAACAGAGGCCACCAACUGCGCUGGAGAGAAAGAAAGAAAAAGCAGUCCUUUAUGUAUUUGUUUGAACCCACCCCACCUCUGGGAUAGAGGCUGAAAAUGGCUAACACAGCAAUUAUGUCUUUAAUGAUGGGCAGCAUUGUGAGUACUUGGUAGGACCCAUCAUUCCUUUCUCAUUAAUGGUUAAUUUCCUCUUAUCUGUACAUCAGCCAGAUAAAUUAGAACUGGUCAAAUAUUAAGCAUGUCCCAGCUGUGAAAACAUGAAGUAGAUCAGAGGUGUGAAAAUGUUAAUUGGAAUAAGUAUCAGCUAAUUUCCAAGUAGAAAAAUUGGCUGCCUUUAGUUUGUCCUGCUGUUUUACCAAUACAGUCAACGAGCCCCUAAAUCUACCAGUGACUCACCAACUCCUCCUACUGUCUCUGGCAGGAAUCUCCACCCAGACUCAGCCAGUCUCUUUACAUGCAUUUUACAUUACAUUCACAUUUUCUCUAUGAAGUGUGGGAUGGGCUCCUGGGAGGGUCUGGAGCAUGAGCUUGAAGAUGAGUAGUGCAAUUUUGAUCAUUAUCUCAAAAGUAUUUAACAGCUCUGUCCCUGACUGGAGCACUUUCUUUACACUUACAGUGAAGAGCUGCUGAAAUGGAGCAAAUUGCUGGAUUGUGUGAUGGUCCCUUCUGUGCCCAGGUGUGCAAGGCUGUGCUUUUUAAAGCUUUUUUUUUUUUUUUUUUUUUAAAAAAAAAAAGGUGCACAUGUAGGGUACUUAAACCCUGCCCCAUAUCUUGUCAUUGUAUGGGAUCCAGCUGAUGUGCUGUAUCUGACAUCUGUAGUAAAAGCAGAGAAGCUGUUGAAUGUCCUCCAGGCUGUCAGUGGUUUCAAUGGUUAUUGUGAAUAAAACUGAGCUAUAAACCUG
Molecule: messenger RNA, 2391 nt
Organism: Scleropages formosus (Asian bonytongue)
Lineage: Eukaryota; Metazoa; Chordata; Actinopteri; Osteoglossiformes; Osteoglossidae
Product: aspartate aminotransferase, mitochondrial-like
Exons: 10
Coding region: 174-1481 (435 amino acids)
Biological process (GO): L-aspartate catabolic process; biosynthetic process
Cellular component (GO): mitochondrion
Molecular function (GO): pyridoxal phosphate binding; L-aspartate:2-oxoglutarate transaminase activity
Source: RefSeq, a predicted model, not a curated record